UUCCCCAAUGUUCGUAUUUAUCAGUAUUGUGUUAAUAUUUGUCUACAUCUUCAGCACUGUCAUUAAACCGAAGAAAUACCCGCCAGGUCCAAGAUGGUAUCCAUUUUUCGGUUGCUUUGGCCUCAUAAAUAGUAGGAUGAAGCAACAUGGCUCUCAAUGGAAGGUGCUCUCGGAAAUGGCGAAGGAAUUCUCCACGAAAGUUCUCGGCUUGAAACUUGGCAAUCAAUUGGUUGUAGUUGUCUACGGAGAGAAGAACAUACGACAAGUAACAACUGAGAAGGAGUUCGAUGCUCGACCAGACAGCUUCUUUUUGAAAUUACGGACUUUUGGUAAACGUGUAGGUAUAACAUUCGUAGAUGGUCCGCUAUGGAGAGAGCAUAGACCUUUUACAAUGAAGCACCUGCGGAAGCAAGGUUUUGGAAAACCGCCGAUGGAGCAAGACAUUCAAGCACAAUUGAACAAUAUAUUGGAUGUUUUGGGAAAGAGCAAUGGCAGUUCGAUCAGCAUCAGAACUCCUAUGUCAAUUGCCCUGGUUAACAUCAUAUGGAAAUAUGUGGCAGGUGAGCACAUAGAGGAAAAUAAGUUGAGACAAUUUCUGCAGUUCUCCAGUGCCAGGUCUAAAGCAUUCACUUUAGCAGGAGGUUAUCUAGACCAAUGGCCAUGGCUGAGAUUCAUUUUCCCAAAUUGGACUGGCUAUAACAUUAUAAAGAAUAUGAACAAAGAGAUAUUGGACAUUAUUGAGGAUGCUAUAUGGAGACAUCACAGCACCGUUGAAGGCAAUGAUUAUAUUUACUCAUUCUUAAAAGAAAUAUACGACAACAAAGAUACGUAUACGGAGGAUCAAUUAAAGGGCGUGUGCCUUGACAUCCUGAUCGCAGCGUCUAACACAGGGAGCAGUGCUUUGGACUUCGCUUUCAUCUGUCUCUUACGUCACCCAAAUGUACAGAAUAAAGUUUAUGAAGAGAUCAGUCGAGUUCUGGGUGAUGAUACACCAAGUUGGUCGGACAAUGGAAGACUCAUCUACACAUCUGCGUUCCUCUCCGAAGUCCAUAGACUUUGUACAGUAGCACCUUUCCUGGGCGGACGAAGGGCAUUGACUGACAUUGAAAUGGAGGGGUACUUAAUACCUAAAGGGACAACUAUCCUCGUAUCGCUAGGAGACUUGCAUCAAGACGAGACUCUUUGGGAUGAACCGAACACCUUCAAGCCAGAAAGAUUUAUCGACGAAAAUGGAGCCCUAAAAACUCCGGCGAAUCUUUAUCCAUUUGGUCUAGGUCGUAGACGCUGUCCGGGUGAACCUUUAGGCAGAUGCUUCAUAUUUAUAAUGCUAGUGGGAAUCGUCCAGAAAUAUAGACUCCAAUGCAACGGGCCUCCACCAUCCGCGGAAUCAGUCAUCGGUCUCCUCGCAGAACCAAUACAGUUUACCGCACAAUUUGUGAAGAGACUAUAAAAGUCAAUUCCAUAUACGUAUAUGUACGCCAAAACGACAUACUAGUUUGACAUUGCGGCAUGCCACAGGGUCGUUCACUCUAACAGGGUCAUAUCACUGUUAUUCGAUUGUAACGUUCGAUUAUUAUUCCAUUAAUUUUCAAUUACUUUGAAGUCAUCGAAGGUUAUGUAAAAUAUUAUGUUGAGAGACACCGAGAUAUUUAAAGAAGCAAUUUUAUAAGAAUAAAACGUGGCAACACUUGCACUCGGGGGAAUGUUUGGCAACACUGGAGAUAGGAUAGGGACAUAGAGUAGGAUUAUAUUUGGAUAGGGAGGUGUGUCUUUUGAGCGGGGUAGGAUUUUUGGUAGUAGAGGAAUAUUUUAGUUAAUAUAGCGUGAUUAAUCAAUGUUUGGAGUUUUAUAGUAAAAGCUAAUAUACGAUGUUACACUUGCGCAACGCCUUUGAUGUCGAACGAUGUUACCGCUCGUGUAAGUAUUUACGCAGUCCUACACAAAUAUGCGAGGGCGGUCACAAAGGCUUCAACUCUUCAACCCUGAUGAUGCAGGAUACAGCACUCCUAAACCAUAGAGAUUCAGGAACUGUUCCUGGUGAAAUAAUAUUUCAAAUAUCGAGCAUAGACUUCAUCAUUGAACUCUAAGUCCCAACUUUGUUAUCCUGAUGCUGCAAGGUGCUGAGUUCCUAUUUAUAAUUAAACUCGUAAGUCCCAACUCUUCAACCCUGAUGCACUCCUAAACCAUACAGAUUCAGGAACUUUUCCAGGUGAAAUAGUAUUACAAAUAUCGAGCAUAAGACUACAUCGUUGAAAUCCAAGCCCUCAAUUUUGAUGCUGCGAGGUACCUACUGUACUCUGAGUAUGAAAAAUCCAUGCUUCUCACAUGGAAAACUGUUAUGUGGCUUUCUCACGCUUCGGGACACCGCGCGUCUCAUUCACAUAUGCACCAGACGGAGAAACUAAAAAUAUUGUGUAGAAAAAAGCAUUUCAAUA
Messenger RNA from Maniola jurtina (meadow brown), 2435 nucleotides. RefSeq names its product probable cytochrome P450 305a1. Bases 8 to 1450 code for a protein of 480 amino acids. The record is from RefSeq and is a predicted model, not a curated record. Gene Ontology annotation, biological process: xenobiotic metabolic process. The transcript is spliced from 8 exons. Gene Ontology annotation, cellular component: intracellular membrane-bounded organelle; cytoplasm. NCBI's taxonomy places the organism in Eukaryota, Metazoa, Arthropoda, Insecta, Lepidoptera, Nymphalidae. Gene Ontology annotation, molecular function: oxidoreductase activity, acting on paired donors, with incorporation or reduction of molecular oxygen, reduced flavin or flavoprotein as one donor, and incorporation of one atom of oxygen; iron ion binding; heme binding.